This is a messenger RNA of Hibiscus syriacus, 1143 nucleotides long. Its product is annotated as biotin carboxyl carrier protein of acetyl-CoA carboxylase-like. The record is from RefSeq and is a predicted model, not a curated record. NCBI's taxonomy places the organism in Eukaryota, Viridiplantae, Streptophyta, Magnoliopsida, Malvales, Malvaceae. The coding region runs from base 198 to 1010 and encodes 270 amino acids. The transcript has 9 exons.
UGCUGUUCUAUUUUGGCUACACAUUGCUGAAAUUUCCUUCAUGGGGAUUAACGCUUGACUGCACAUUUUAGUUCACCUACACCUUUUCUCAUUGCUCUCGUUUUCAUCUUUUUUUCCUGGGGUUUUUUGUUCUUCAAAGUUUUUACAUUUGGUCCCUUGGAAAAUAAAGAGAAAAGAAGAAACCCGCUGCUUUUUCCAUGGCCACAUGUAGGAUAGGAGCUCCAAAUAUUAGAAUUCCAAAGUUGUGUUUUGAGAAAGCAAAAGUUGAUAAUUCAUAUCUGAAGAUUUGUCUAAGGCAAAGACCAAUUCAAUCUGCUUCCCUGGUUAGACGCUCAGAGAAGGCAUUCAGCAUAGGAUGCGGUCUAACUUUGGAAACCCAGGCUACUACAAAUUUAGCAGAUGACUCUGAAGAGACUAAAACGUCUGGUUUGACUAGCCAGCUUAUUCCAAAUUCAUCUGGGGUGGAAUCUCUGGUCAGAGAUGUAUGCGAUACGACUUCCAUUGCAGAGUUUGAACUGAAACUUGGUGGAUUUCGGCUAUACAUUGCAAGGGACUUAGCUGGAAAAAGUGAACCUCCGCCUGCGUUUGCAAGUCCUCCUCCUAUCAGUGUCAGCACCAAUAAAAAUGUUGAAGCACCUGUAUCAAAUGGAGCUGUUUCAACUUCUUUAGCUAUCACCAAACCACUUUCUUCUUCAGGGAGAAUCGAAUCGUUCCUUGAUAAAGCUGCAGAUGAAGGCUUGGUGAUUCUUCAAUCCCCAAUGGUUGGUUUCUUCAGGAGAUCACGAACCAUAAAGGGGAAGCGUACUCCACCGUCGUGUAAGGAGAAGCAAAUAGUAAAGGAAGGCCAGGUGCUUUGCUACAUCGAACAACUAGGCGGUGAAAUUCCGAUCGAGUCUGAUGCAUCUGGAGAGGUCAUAAAAAUCCUAAGGGAGGACGGUGAUCCCGUCGGAUAUGGUGAUGCCCUUAUCGCACUUCUCCCUUCUUUCCCCGGGAUAAAGAAGCUGCAGUAGUAAUUUGUUGGUUAUCCACUGGCUUGAUGCAGAUGUAAGCUGUAUGCUUUUUAUUCUCUUUAAAUGAAUGAAUGAAUGAAUGCUCCUGCCUCUUAGCAUUUCAGUACCUGAGGAUUGUCUUGCUGAUAAAAAU